Molecule: messenger RNA, 1448 nt
Organism: Aspergillus alliaceus
Lineage: Eukaryota; Fungi; Ascomycota; Eurotiomycetes; Eurotiales; Aspergillaceae
Exons: 3
Coding region: 131-1210 (359 amino acids)
Source: RefSeq, a predicted model, not a curated record
CAGGGGUUCAGCGCUAGUCGUCCCAUUGAAUCAUAAUGGGGUCCAAAAGACCUGCGCAGAUAAAUACAACCCCAACCCCAAACCCCCAGUAAGCCAAUCUGCAACCAUAUCCCGCGGCGUUAUCUUCAAGAUGUGGAGCGCAUGUAUCCUCAUCCUUGCCGCGCUGGCAAGCCAGCUGCAACUAGGCCAAGCGAUCGACAUGAUGUACCGCGAUGCAUCCAUCUGUGUCGAUCCCCCGGCCUUCAAGGAGUGCAGACAUCGAGCCUACGAGUCGAGAGGCGACUGCGUCAAGAAAAACUGCUAUGGCGAGAACGACCCUUGCCGAAAAGCUUGUAAUGGGGAUGCCACCUGCAUGCAGGAGAGUUGCACUAAAGACAUGCGGGCCGACUGCUACGACGCAUGUUCGUGUGUCGAGGCGCAGGAUGUGAUCGACUGUACGGCGACGAGCUGCUGGAAUGAGGUAUACUCGUGCGAAUACGGCGAGACGGUCAGCGGGCUCGUGUACUCCUGCCCUGACGCCAACCUGACUCAGAUACCCUUCUGGCCACAGCCUGACAACGCCCCGGGAGGAUGUGCCUGCAACUUGGGGAAAUUGACGAUGAAACAAGUCCAGAUCGCCAAUCAUGUCGAGACGUGCGGGGACAACACGACCCGUCUCAACGAACUGUCUACCGAUGAAGAGAGGACGGACUACUUGCGGGCCUGUCAGUGCUGCACGAUGAGCGCCCUGUUAGCGUCAAUCUGGGACACCUGCCCCAACACUGAACCCUCCCUCAUCACUGCCGACUACUGGAAUCAGACCUUGCUCGGCCCCUUUGACUGGGAUUCCUGUACCCGGUACCUGCAGGAGUACGAUUGCGCCGGAACCCUGGGGUUCGGGGCUGCCGCCGCAGGGGGUACACAGAAUUUCUAUGAACCGGGAAAGCUGCCCAAGAAUGGGACGGGAAUGUUGACGAACACGGGUGUCCUUUCGACCCCUGUUAGUGGGAGUACUUUUACUUGGACGUUUGGGUCGUCGGCGCACCCUAUCACUGCGGCGGCGAGCAGCACAGCUGUUCCCUCUGCUACGAGAACUGGAGAAAGUACGGCGAGUCAAGGGGCGCAGAAGACGGGGGGGAGUGGAGAGUCUACUGCAGCAGUUCGGUCGAGGCCGAGUAUUUUGGUGGCUGGCACUGUUAUUGGGCUCUGUAUUGCUUGGGUUGGGUCUUGAACGUAGAUUAAUAUUAAUCUGUUGUAAUGAUUAUAGGGCACUUGGUUAACUUUAUCGUGUCCACUCGGAGUGGACCGAGGUAUGAUGUGCCUUUCCUAUAUGCAUGCAUGCAGGGUGGAUGUGUACUUUGUACCGUGUAUGUAUGUGUAUUGAUGUGUUGAUUUUAUGCAUGCAUGUAUUCAAUGUGCUGUACUUCCGACAUAUACGCCCAGCCAAUUUGUUCUAGUCGCUCCGUAGG